CUUAUUUGCUUCCGACAAAACAUAUGGUGUGCCGAUUAAAUAGCGCACGCAUUUAAAAACAUAUAAUACUAACAAAAUCUGUUUUCCCUAACUUGUUUGACUGAGUUUUUUUUUCCCCUUGCAGUGAGAAACACAUAAACCUUGUUACGUUAAUGGAGUUCCUGAGUUUCAGAAAACGUAAGCAUCCCAAAGACGAAAUACAAAUUUACAAGUGGUCAACUUAUUGCAGUAGUCAUGAAAAGUCUCCCAUGUUCUUCAAAACCCCAAUUAAUCCAAAAACGUUAACAUCUCUUUGCCGCGUCCUUACCGUCUGCCGGCUACACCGGUCAUCCGGCCUUUCUUUAAUUAAUUAGUAUUGAUGGAUUGAUUUUAAUUUGAGCACAGAAGACAACUUUUUGGGACAACGGAAAAUAGAGGGAAGACGACGAACAAGCAUCGCUUUUUAUUUGCGUGAACAUUUAAUAAAACAAAUAAAAUAUUAGCGCCAAUUAUAUCCGUCCUGUUUUGUCAUUUCGCGUCCUACCUUUUUCGGUUUUCAACAUUUUUCUUUUGCUAUUUCCUCUCUUUCGUCGUCCUCCUCCUCUGACGCUCCACAGUCUCUGCACUCACACAGAGGCAGAAGGAGAGGAGUGAGAGAGAGAAGAAGAAGAAAACACAGUGCUUCACAGAACUAUCAAGAAGAAACCCUAGCGAAGCUGCAUUUUGAUGGAGAGUAUCGCGCACUCUCGGCAGCCAAACAAGGUGUCCGCGGCAUUUUCCAAGAAAAGCAAUGGCAAUCAUGGGGGCUUGCCUGCUAAAGGUUUGUAUGACGACGUCUACGGAGGUCCUCCCAAGUUCGGAGUUAACAGCCUCUCCCCUCGUUUCGAAGACUACGGUGAGAUUUUCGGAAGCUUUCACACUGCACGCACAUCUUCUAUACCGAUUCUGGAUCUUCCGCUGGUUGAUGAAAACGAGGUCUUCUUCGAUAUCCGCAGCUCCGCCUUCGACUACGGCGAAGUUUUUGGAGGUUACAAUGGUCUAGAUUUCGCGGUCUCCUACGAGGACUUGUUUCACCAACCCAACGUUCGGGAUGAUGCUUCCUCUGAAGAAGCCUGGACUCCGGAAGAAACUGAUUCAAUUUCGGGAGAGUCAGAUCGUUCUGGAAAUAAUCAAAGUAUGUCAAGGGGAUAUCCUUACCACUCUGUUGAUGGUGAUACAGAGUUCAACAUUUCUUACCACAGGGUCGACGGAACAGGCAAUGGAGGCAUCUUGAAGGGGAAAACACACAUCGCUGAGCCACAACCCCUUCACGGAUUCACUCUUGUGUUUGAUGAAGCUACCCCCAUGCAUAGCAUUGAUCCUUCUAUGCAAUUCCCUGAUGAUAUAAAUCUUGAUGUAGACCUUACCACUGAAAAGGAGAGGGAAAACCAACUUGGGAAAACAUCACAUCCACCUGAUCGUACUUCUGGAAAACAGACUUUUGGCGAUGAUCUUCAAUUGCACGAUGAAGACAGUAGAAGUGGCUCUCAUUCCAGGGAGGCAUUCAUGUCUGUGACUGACAUCAACCUUAGAACCCGACCCUCCCAAGUGCCACCCCCUUCACGGCCACCACCCUUACUAGAUGUGAAGAAGGGUCACACUGCUGAUUUUCAUUUGAACUCUGAGCCGGUUGCCGCCAAAGGGAUUCCAGGUGACAGCUCACCACCUUUCUUUGAUGUAGAAGUUGAUAUGAAUUCAUCUGCAGCUGCUUCUGCUGCUACCAUGAAAGAAGCAGUGCAUAGAGUUGAAACAAAACUUAGAGGUGCAAAAGAAUUGAAGGAGAAGAAAAAGGAGGAUUUUGACAGCAGUGUCAAAAGUAGUUGUGAUGUGAAAAACAUUGAGGGAAGCAGGAAUAUCACUAGAUCGAGUAGUUUGAAGGAUGAGAGAAUACAGGGAGCUUCUGAUGGGAGACAUAGAAAAAUGAAGAUUCCUAUCACAGAUGAAAGGCAGAAAACCAUGAAAGUUGUGGUGGAAACUCCAGAUUCAUUGUUAAGGGACAGACCUCUGCAUAUGUUUGAAAAAUCCACAGAGGAAAAACGCAUCAAUGAAUCCAGAUCAUCUCAAGAGUCUGAUAGGAGCGCUGGAGCUGGAACAUGGAAGGAAGAAACUGAAUUCUUUGAGUUGGUGGGCACAGAAGAAUCUCCUUCUGUUUUUCAGUCAGUGAAUCAUUCUAAGAGUUUAGCAAAAGAUGUCAGAACCCAUGAGAAUGAAUGGGAGGCUAAUCUGCAAGAUGAGAGUAAAAUGCUAAGGGCAAUUGAAGAAAAAUGUCAGCUGGAUGAAUACAAGAAAAAGUCUAAAGCUGCAAAAGAGGCUUGUGAACUAGAUAAAAUCAUUAGAUCUAAAGCUUCUCGUGAAGAUCAAAAGCAAAAAGAGCAUGUAAAGAAGGGAAAACUGAGAAAGUUCUCAGAGCAGGAAGAGAAUGAACAUACAAGAAUCACUCACCAGCAUGAAAAAACUGAAAAGAAAUUAACUGAUGUUUAUCAAUCAGGAAACUCAGAGAAUACGUCUCAGACUCAACAUAAGGAAGUCCAGCAAGCAAAAGGUGAGAAAUUGAAAGAAGUCGAUAGAUUUGAUGAAGUUCACGUUAUGAGACUUAAGGAAGGUGAGAAGAAACUAAAAGAGGCGGACAAACAAAGGGAUAAUGUCAAGAAACAGAAGCAGGCUGGCAAAGUGAAAGAAAAUGAUGACAGAGAAAGAAAAGCUUUUGCCCUAGGGAAAGGAGAGGCUGCGGAAAAACAGACCAAUUCUAUGGAUGUGGAAGAGAAUGAUGGAAAGCUAAAGGAGGCUGUUAUUGAGGAUAUAAAGAGAAAAGAGUCUUGCCAAAGAGAACAUGAGAAGAGUUUAAAACAAACUGAAUUGGUUCAGCAAAAGGAACAAAAAGAGGCUCAUGAAAGAGAAGAUAUUGAGAAAAUCCUAAAUGGUGCUUGUAGAAAAGAAGGUGAAGAAGGCCCAAAACAGACACUUGAAGAAAAUAAUGGAAAAAGACCUAAAGAGGCCCUUGAUCUAGAAGUGAACCAGAUAAGACUGAGAGAGACAGUUGGGCAGGAAAGAAAUGACAAGAGAGUGAAAGAGGCGUAUGAAAGAAUUCACCAUAAAAAUACAUUAGAAGAGGCAUGUGACGCUUGUAAUGGAUAUGAAAUUGAAAGUGAACUUCAAGAAGCAGAUGGCAUCGAAGGUGUUCAAAAUGUUCUGAAUCAAGGUCUAGAACAAGAUAAGAACUGUGGAAUAUUGGAAGAGGCCCAGAGUAAAGAAGAAAUUGAGAGCCCAUCAAACUGGGAGUUCGAUGUGGGAGGAAGUGAAGCCACAUUAAAUGAGGAUAGCCAUCAUGUGCAUUCUAAGAAAGUGCCUAAGAGUGUGGAUGGAGAUGAAAGAGAUAAGGAGUUGGACAAAAGUUUGGAGCAAAUGGAGGGGAAUGAAGAUGGGGAAUCAAUGAAGUUUGCUGAAGAAGUUGAUGAGAUAUUAAAAACAGAGUGUGAUCCAAAUCAUCUUGAAGCUCAAUCAGCUUCCAAUCACGAAGAAUGUAUUGAAAAACCAGAGGAAUCACAACAAUCCCCUGCUGGCCAUGUAAUUGGAAGGACAAAAACUGAAUGCAAAGUUGGUGAAAAGAAAUUGGAACAGGUAAGAAUGGAAAAUCUAAUGGCUAAUAAAGAUAGUAGAGAACCUGAAAUGAGCCCUGGCGAUGCAGAGCACAUAGGGACCAAAUCAGGAAAAGUGGAUUACUGUGUGAUGAAUGAUGAUGAAGUUGGCUUUGGCAGUCAAGAAACAGGUGUUGACAAAAUUAAAACGGCUUCUCAACAAGAUACUAAUCGCAGCAAUGUGGAUGGGAAAUCUGCUCAUGAAUGGAAUGAGAGAGGAAAGGACAACCAGCAUGUAAAAAUUUCCCUGCACCAGCAAGAAAGCAAAGACAAAGUGUCAUCAACUUAUCCAAACCCGUGGGAUCAGAAAGGAAGGAACACAGGAUCAGCUAAACCUGCUACAGUGCUAGAGGUGGGAAAUCAGAAAAGUACUUCACAGGUUCAUGUAGGUCAAUCCACAGAGAAAAAGGAGAAGAAUAUCAAUGAAACUCGAAUAUCAGAAGAGAGUGAUGCUGAAAGGAUGAGAAGAGAAAGAGAAUUGGAGAGAGAUCGUCUUAGAAAGAUAGAGGAGGAGAGGCAAAGAGAAAGGGAAAGAGAAAAAGACAGAAUGGCUGUUGACAAAGCAAUGUUAGAGGCUGAGAGGGAAAGGGAAAGAGAAAAGGAUAGGAUGGCUGUUGACAGAGCAACUCUUCAGGCUCGUGACAGAGCAUUUGCUGAAACUCGUGAUAGAGCAGAUAGGGCAGCAUUUGAGAGAGCAACUGCUGAAGCUAGACAAAGAGCACUGAGUGAGGCCCGUGAAAGACUUGAGAAGGCUUGUGCUGAGGCCAGGGAUAAUAAGGCAAGUGCAGAGGCCAGAUUGAAAGCAGAACGUGCUGCCGUAGAAAGAGCAACUGCAGAGGCUCGAGAGCGUGCAAUGGAAAAAGCCAAGGCUGAGAGAGCUGCUUUCGAGUCCAGAGAACGGUUAGAGAGAUCUGUAUCUGACACCUUUGCCACCUCUUUCAGAAGUAGUGGGAGACAAGGUUUUUCAUUAUCUGAUGCGCAAGACUCACAGUUUCAGAACUUCAGUUCUUCUGCUGGUUCCAGGCAUCCAUAUUCUUCAGUACAUGCUUGCUCUUUUUCUGAAAGAUCAGAAGGAGGGGAAGGUGAAUCAGCUCAGAGGUGUAGAGCUAGGCUGGAGAGAUAUCGCCGUACAGCUGAGCGUGCGGCAAGAGCUUUGGAAGAAAAGAACAUGCGUGACCUUCUAGCUCAGAAGGAGCAGGCUGAGAGAAAUAGAUUAGCAGAGACUCUGGAUGCUGAAGUUAGGAGGUGGUCAAGUGGGAAAGAAGGAAAUUUACGUGCCCUGCUAUCAACCUUGCAAUAUAUCCUUGGGCCUGAUAGUGGAUGGCAGCCAAUUCCAUUGACGGAGGUCAUUACAUCUGCUGCUGUAAAGAAGGCUUACAGGAAAGCAACCCUCUGUGUUCAUCCUGACAAAUUACAGCAGCGUGGGGCAAGUAUUCAACACAAAUAUAUAUGUGAAAAAGUCUUUGAUCUUCUAAAGGAGGCUUGGAACAAAUUCAAUUCCGAAGAGCGAUAGCAUGGCUUGUCUUGUGUUGUUGAAUAAUUCCUUGCAGCUCCCGGAGACGGAGGCCCCUACUGGCAUGCGAAUUAUAUAGCUUCGGCUCUGAUGGUUUUCUACUCACGUGCGGUCAGGCUAGCCCUAUUCCUAAACGCAAAGCUUGGCAAAUGGCAAUUAUUCGUCAGUUAUGAUCAUGUUCUGUAAUAUUAGCCUUCAAUAUUUGUAUGUAAGGGGAAAAGAGGCCACCGCAUGCGGCUUCCGCAUUGAAUUUCAGCAAUUCAGAAGCAAUAGUUACAUCACAAUAUGAAAUCUAGAUCUAUAAAUUUCUUGUAAUUUAUGUGUAAAUUUAGAAAAGGAAAGAAGGAAUUGUUAGAAAAAUCAAAUUUUAGAGACUCGAUUUCGUAUCGCAGUUGGAUGUUCUGCAUAUGAAAGGCAAAUGAGAUGAAUUAUAGACGGAUCAUCUUUUUCUUUU
Neltuma alba is the source of this 5620-nucleotide messenger RNA. Its product is annotated as auxilin-like protein 1. The record is from RefSeq and is a predicted model, not a curated record. Gene Ontology annotation, biological process: clathrin coat disassembly; clathrin-dependent endocytosis. Gene Ontology annotation, cellular component: vesicle; intracellular membrane-bounded organelle; cytoplasm. The transcript is spliced from 8 exons. Gene Ontology annotation, molecular function: clathrin binding. The coding region runs from base 706 to 5166 and encodes 1486 amino acids. NCBI's taxonomy places the organism in Eukaryota, Viridiplantae, Streptophyta, Magnoliopsida, Fabales, Fabaceae.